Messenger RNA from Aspergillus alliaceus, 964 nucleotides. RefSeq lists its product as uncharacterized. The transcript is spliced from 2 exons. Gene Ontology annotation, cellular component: mitochondrion. Gene Ontology annotation, biological process: autophagy of mitochondrion. Bases 17 to 847 code for a protein of 276 amino acids. The record is from RefSeq and is a predicted model, not a curated record. Lineage: Eukaryota; Fungi; Ascomycota; Eurotiomycetes; Eurotiales; Aspergillaceae.
GUUACUCUGGCGGAACAUGCAGGCAAAAAUACAGUACAGAGAGAGUACAAUUGAACACUCUAAUCCGGGCACUCUGAUUGGCCACCUAUCAUUGGGCUACGGUCACGACGUCAUGUUUGGCAUCUCCACGUCAAACAUUGAAUCUUUCUUUUUUUAUUUUCAUUCCCUUUCAUCUUCAAUGAGCCCCUCCCAAGUCCGUCACAUAUCUGAAGAUUAUUAUAAUCAUUUGGGUCUCAAUCUCCACUUCCAAAGAGCUUGUUCCUUCUCCAUAGCUCUCUCCUUGCCCAUUAUGGCGUGUCCCCUCACCAUCAGCAAAUUCGUGGGAACUGUUUCCCUUGGCCUUCUAACAGGCCUAUCCUAUUCUGCCUCAACCGUCACUAUCCCAUCCCUCGCACUCCUCCCCACCUCCGCCAGCGCCUUGCGUUCCCUAAACGAAGUCAAGCGCCUAAACCGCAAACACGGUCUCCGCCUAACAAACCUCGCCAAUGGCUGCCUCCUCUUCGCCUACUGCGUCUCCCCCAAACAUCGCAAACACCCCUACCUAGUCUGGAUGGUCGCCACCUCCAUCAUGGGCACCUACGGCGCAGACUACUGGUUCCACCGCUCGGUCGGCUUCAAGGCCUGGGUCCAAAGCUUCUUCCACGAUGCCGGCUGCACGUCAUUCGGUUCUAAGAGCGCCCAGAAGAGGGACGAUGAUCUCGUCGUCGUGGAGGCCGAGGAGGAUGUGAAUGGAGAGAGUGUUCGGCGGGAGAUGGACACGGAGCGUCGCUUCCAAUGCGUCCGCGCCGUGUUCUCGGGCCUCGCGCUUGCAAUGGGUAUUGUUGGUCUCUGGGGUGAUAGAAAGUAGAUUUGGCUUGUUAGUAGUUGGGUUUGCGAUUCGUUUAGCAUGGCCAUUGGGGUGAUUCAGGGUUACCGGGGGUUUUCCUUUUUUUUUUUUUUUCUUGGUUUGUCUUCUAGGAUGUUU